CUGUCAUUCUGAGAUGCCGAACGGAGCGCGCGCGGGACGCCAUAGAGAGCCGCCGCCGCACGCGCAUAGAUCCAUCCGAUCAGCUGAAGACGUCGGUCAGUACUUGGAGACAGCAGAAUGUGUGUGAGAUGGCAUUUCUACACCCUGUAAGAGACCAGUGAAUGUUUUUUCGAUGGAAUACGUGAAGGAAUCUUGGACGGAAAAACCAGCGCCCCAUGACGAUUUAGUGCAAUUUCUGCAUGAAGAGGGAUUAGCUCAAUUUUACUCAGUAACUGACAAUUAAUAUCAACUGGCACACACAUGCAGCCUUACGCUGCUUUGCCUGAAGCACAAUCACUAAUGGAUAGGAUGGUACAUGAUAUUCAUCGCCCUAAACACACAUAAAACCCUCCAUAAUGCCUUCAAAAGUCUCAUGCUUAUAUGUGUUGACAGUGGUUUGUUGGGCAAGUGCCCUAUGGUAUCUGAGCAUAUCCAGACCCACGACGUCAUUAGUUGGGCAGCUGACGGUGCCCACACGCAAAACCGUUAAGCCACAAAGAACCGCCAACACCACUUUUAACAACAUCCGAACCCGCCCUUUAAACCCCCAUGCGUUCGAUUUCAUCAUUAACGAGCCCAAGAAAUGUGAGACCAACGUGCCCUUCCUGGUGAUCCUCAUUAGCACGACACAUAAGGAAUUUGAUGCUCGGCAGGCGAUUCGGGAAACAUGGGGGGACGAGAGUACGUUUAGCGACCUUCGCAUCAUAACUCUCUUCCUUCUUGGCCGCAGCACAGACAACAUGCUCAAUCAGAUGGUGGAGCAAGAGAGUCAGAUCUUUCAUGACAUCAUAGUGGAAGACUUUGUGGAUUCCUACCAUAAUCUGACUCUAAAGACGCUGAUGGGAAUGCGUUGGGUGGCCACGUUCUGUAAGGAGGCCAAGUACGUGAUGAAGACAGACAGUGACAUUUUCGUCAACAUGGACAACCUGGUGUACAAGUUGCUAAAACCGGAUACUAAGCCAAGACGGAGGUAUUUUACGGGCUACGUAAUAAAUGGCUCACCUAUUCGGGAUAUGCGCAGUAAGUGGUACAUGCCCAGAGACCUGUACCCAGAAAGUAAGUACCCCCCGUUCUGCUCCGGCACAGGCUAUGUCUUUUCAGCAGAUGUGGCUGAGCUGAUCUAUAAGACUUCGCUCCAUACCCGCCUGCUUCAUUUGGAAGACGUUUACGUAGGAGUUUGCUUACGGAAGCUUGGCAUUCACCCGUAUCAGAACAGUGGCUUCAAUCACUGGAAAAUGGCUUACAGUCUGUGUAGGUACCGCCGAGUAAUCACAGUGCACCAAAUCUCUCCCGAAGAGAUACACCGGAUCUGGAACGACAUGUCCAGCAAGAAGCACCUCAAAUGUUAGUAACGCCUGAGGAAUUCCAUCUAUCUGUAUUGAUCUUUUUAUACACAGAACAUAAAAAGACACAAUGUGCAUCUGUGAACUAUGGAGAGCAUACAGUAUAGAGAGAACAGUCUGUGACACCUUGACCUGUUUUGUAAGUAGGAAAAGGUCAGAUCAAGAUCAUCUAACAAGAAGAAAAUGCUACUGUUGAUGUGCAACUUGAAAGUACACGGAUAAAUACGUCGACUGUGUGUUCUUGCCGUGCCAGUCUAAUUGCAUCAAGAGAGGGUGCGCUGUGCUUCUUUUUUUUUAUGCAUAAACAGUUUUCUGCACUGUAGUAAUUCAGCUCAUCAGCGAAACAAAGGUGCAGUCUGGAUUAAAACCAAACAUGAAUGUCCUUGAUAUUUUCUUUCAUUGCACAUAGUUUUGUUGGAUCUAAUUAAAAGUGUUGAUGUGUUCAGCACUUGUUUAAAAACUUUCCAACAGAUGCUUUUUUUUCACACUGCCGUUCCGUUUGUUUACAUAUUGGUGUGUUCGAAGAAAAAUGACUCUUUUUUUGGAAGAAAAAAAAAAGUGAAGAUUUAUGACUCAUUAUUUAUGAUAACUGCUAUAACAAAAAAUAAUUUAUUUCCAUACUUAAUGCUUAGCUACUGUCCUUACAUCAGAUCCAACUGGCUCAUCUUUGUAUUAUUGCUGCAUACGUAUAAUAUAUUGAUUACUUACCAGUUAGUACUAAGUAUCCUAUAAAGCGCAUUUACUGUGUUUGGUAAAAGGCACUAUGAAGACGUUCCUUGGAGGAAUGUUUUAAGAUGUAAAUGUUACAUAUUAAUCUAUAUGAAGAACUUUAAUGAAAAUGAUGGAACGUGGAAACUUUAUAUUUUCUAAAAACUUAAUUGUUCGGGCCAAAUUUGAUUUUUCCUGUGUUUAUUUUUCUAUUCACUAAGUGUGACAUUGUGAAAAGCAUAAACAGUGGGGAAACUGUCCCCAUUAGGAGAUUGUUGUAUUGUUGUGUUAUACUGUGAUUUUUUUUUUACAUAAAAAAAUGCAAGCAUA
This is a messenger RNA of Clarias gariepinus (North African catfish), 2420 nucleotides long. It is a transcript of the gene b3galt1b, whose product is annotated as UDP-Gal:betaGlcNAc beta 1,3-galactosyltransferase, polypeptide 1b. The record is from RefSeq and is a predicted model, not a curated record. Gene Ontology annotation, cellular component: membrane. Gene Ontology annotation, molecular function: N-acetyl-beta-D-glucosaminide beta-(1,3)-galactosyltransferase activity. The transcript has 4 exons. NCBI's taxonomy places the organism in Eukaryota, Metazoa, Chordata, Actinopteri, Siluriformes, Clariidae. Bases 396 to 1388 code for a protein of 330 amino acids.